Messenger RNA from Linum tenue, 1389 nucleotides. NCBI's taxonomy places the organism in Eukaryota, Viridiplantae, Streptophyta, Magnoliopsida, Malpighiales, Linaceae. The record is from the annotation of a GenBank genome assembly.
AGUCACCACGCCUGAAAACGACAAGAAGGAAGUGAAAAAAAUUUCUUUCCUUUUCGUGUCCCAUUUUAAUUGUUAAAUCUCCUACGCGUGGGUAUGUGAAGUUGUUUGUGGAUGAGUAAAACAUCAGUAAUUGCUAAUCCCAAGCGGCCCCUUUCCUUCCUUCCUCUGCUCCACCGUUAUAUAUUUGCAGAAAAUCCCCCACCCACCACUUGCACUUCCCACUCAGAUUCAUCCCCUUCACUCUCCUAUAGCUAACUUCCCUCUCACUCUCUGUUUUCCUUGCGAGGGGUCACUUUUUGACGAGAAACAGAGGAAGGAAAAAAACAGAGCAGGAGGUUACUAAAGAAAAAAAAAGAACAAAUUUUUCAUCAAGGUUUAGAGAGAUGGGGAUGGAGAUGGAAACAAUGGAGUCCAAAUUCAAGAGGGUCUGUGUUUUCUGCGGGAGCAGCCCUGGGAAGAAGACCAGCUACAAAGAUGCUGCCAUCGAGCUCGGGCGAGAACUGGUGACGAGGAAUAUUGAUCUGGUGUACGGAGGAGGGAGUAUUGGCCUGAUGGGUCUCAUUUCUCAAGCCGUUUACGAAGGUGGCCGCCAUGUCAUCGGGGUUAUUCCCAAGACAUUAAUGCCCCAAGAGAUUACUGGAGUGACAGUAGGAGAAGUGAAAGCAGUUGCAGACAUGCACCAGAGGAAGGCAGAGAUGGCUCGCCAUUCUGAUGCCUUCAUUGCUUUACCUGGUGGCUAUGGGACACUGGAAGAGCUUCUUGAAGUCAUAACUUGGGCCCAGCUAGGGAUCCAUGACAAGCCGGUGGGAUUAUUGAACGUGGAUGGGUAUUACAAUUCACUGUUGUCAUUCAUCGACGAAGCUGUGGAGGAAGGUUUCAUCAGCCCAAAUGCACGCCAUAUAAUUGUAUCGGCACCGAACGCCAAAGAUUUAGUCAAGAAAAUGGAGGAAUACUUGCCAAGGCAUGAGAAAGUUGCAUCGAAGCUAAGCUGGGAGAUUGAGCGAUUGGAGUUGGGUCAUUCUACGAAAUGCGAUAUCUCUCGAUGAAGUGAAAGCCAAUCAACACUAGAAUUUGUAACAAGAGAACCCUUAAAAAAAUAUGACUAGGCAAGGUGGUUUCCAGCAGCUCCUUUUUUUCUUUUGUUGGAAAAUUGUAAAAUGUUCCGUUUUGAGCUUCAGAGAUCAUAUUAACCCAACUGAGAGGGAUGCUUGUUGCCCCCAUUUGAUAUUUCUAGUUUACUCUCGAGAACUACUACGAUGCCUUUAUGAUAUAGGUAUUGGUAUAAUAUUAUCGAAUAGUUCUAGUAUUCAUACAUGCGGUAGUACACGUCACCUUAACACCUCACUUUUUUCCUUUCUUUAGUUUCUUCGAUCUUAAUCUUUUAUUAAA